Messenger RNA from Geodia barretti, 463 nucleotides. NCBI's taxonomy places the organism in Eukaryota, Metazoa, Porifera, Demospongiae, Tetractinellida, Geodiidae. The record is from the annotation of a GenBank genome assembly.
UAGACUGAGACCCUUACGUUGGCCUUAGAGCGCAUUCACUGUAGUUGGCCCAUUAAAGUUAUUAUCACAGCGGGAUCAAGUCAAGAAUCACAAAACUACAAGUUCCUAGCUCUGCACCAGUCCAUAUGCCUGGUUGGCUGACAUGGAGAGAUCGCUGGAGGUAGCAGUCACUUCAUCCCUUGAGACAUAGUCGUAGUUUCCCGCAUCAUCCUUAGUCCCACCCCCAGUGGCUGUGGAGGUGUAGGCAACGUUGUCUUUCAAUUCCAGACCCAUGCCACGGGCAACAUUUUCAGUAUUGAUUAGUAGCUUCUUCUUUGACCUUUGUCUGAGACACACAGUCACAGAGAUGAUGAUGAGACCUGCAGCUAUCAGCACCACCACUCCCACACUCACUCCUACAAAAAUAUACACUUCACUUCCUGUUGUACCAGACUCUGUGGCAGCAGUGGACUUCGUGGGUGUA